AUGGCGGAGGGUGAAGGACGGCGAUGGACGGGGCUAGGCGGGGUGGUGCGACGGAUGAGACUUGGUGCUGCCUGUGGCAAGCCGGGAACCCCAAACCCUAACGAAUUUGGUGCUGACAUAGAGCUGCAGAUGAUAAGGUGGACGAGCGGCGUCGGCAUCGGCGGAGCGCACCAGUGGCGACCAGGCGGGCAGCGAAGGUGGAGGGUGGGAGCACGAUGUGUGGGUGCGGGAUCCGGCAGCGGAGGGGGUCGGAGAGACUGA
This is a messenger RNA of Miscanthus lutarioriparius, 261 nucleotides long. NCBI's taxonomy places the organism in Eukaryota, Viridiplantae, Streptophyta, Magnoliopsida, Poales, Poaceae. The record is from the annotation of a GenBank genome assembly.